UAAAAACACAAAGUAUACCCCCAACUGGCUUCACUUAUAAGAGUGUGAGAGUAGAAAAGGAGCCGACCGCCUCAACCGAUUCCACUGAUUCGGGCAUGUUGCUCACUGAGCAGGAGCAGGAGAAGGAGCGGGACUUGUCGGCCGAACGCACGCAGGAGCUACUAGAGCGAAGAUCUUUAGUUCUGUGGCGCCGCCCCUGGCGGACCUUGAAGUAUGGAACCAUAGAAGCCGGAGGAUUGGUGCUUUCUCUCGCUAACUGGCUGCUGAACAAAUGGCUACUGGGCAGUCUGCUGGCUCUGGGUAUAGUCUGCAUACUGCCGGGACCACAUGAGAGUUACGUGAGCAUCGGCCUGCAGAACUUGAGAUUCGCCUUGUACUGGAUGCUGCUGGGCGUCCUUACGUCAGUGGGCUUUGGCACGGGACUGCACACAUUCCUACUAUACCUGGGGCCACAUAUUGCCGGAGUCACAUUGGCGGGCUACGAGUGCCAGACCCUGGAGUUCCCGGAGCCGCCGUACCCGGACCAAAAGGUCUGCCCCGAAGAGGGGUAUGUGCGGCAGGUUCCAGAUAUCUGGAGCAUUUUGGCAAAGGUCCGGCCGGAGGCCUUGCUUUGGGGCAUUGGCACGGCCAUAGGCGAGCUGCCACCAUACUUUAUGGCCAGGAGUGCACGCCUGUCCAGCAAUGAAUUGGAAGGUGUGGAAACGGAGGAGCCUCUGGAGUUGCAGAAGUCUCAGCGGCACAGCCCUCGGGGCCGUUCAAAUGUUUUCGACGGUGCCAAACAGUGCAUGGAGCUCAUGGUGCGGCGUGUGGGAUUCCUUGGCAUCCUUCUCUGUGCCAGCGUGCCCAAUCCCCUGUUCGACCUCGCUGGCAUCACAUGCGGCCACUUUCUGGUGCCCUUCUGGAAGUUUUUUGUGGCCACAAUGAUCGGCAAGGCCCUAAUCAAGGCAACCAUUCAGCAGGUAUGCGUCAUAGUGUCAUUCAGCGACCAUCUGGUCAAUGGCUUGGCCGACUUCUUGGGGAGACUGCCUGGUCUUGGCCCACGCCUGCAGACGUUCUUCAAAGGCUUCUUGAUGUCCACAAAGCAGCACAUGCACAAAACCAUCAACCGAAACGGGGAGGGCGACGAGUCCUUUAUCAGCCUCAGCCUAAGCCUCGUGAGUCACGCCUUUGAGCUCUUUACCGUUCUCAUGGUCGCCUACUUUGUCGUGGCCACACUCAACACACUCGCACAGAUCCACCUGAGGCGGGUGCAGGAGAAGCAGCACCACAUGAGAAACAUUCAACUCAUUUUGUACUCUGACCGAGACGAGGAAGCAUCUAAUAAAAGCCUCGCCUAGAAGAAGCGCCGAAUGCGAGCACUUGGACUGAGUUAGCCGAAUAUGU
This is a messenger RNA of Drosophila persimilis, 1383 nucleotides long. RefSeq names its product vacuole membrane protein 1. NCBI's taxonomy places the organism in Eukaryota, Metazoa, Arthropoda, Insecta, Diptera, Drosophilidae. The coding region runs from base 96 to 1337 and encodes 413 amino acids. The transcript has a single exon. The record is from RefSeq and is a predicted model, not a curated record.